AUGGCAGGUCGUCCUCUCAAGAUAGCCGUCAUUCCUGGCGACGGAAUCGGCAAGGAAGUAAUGCCCUUUGGCGUCAGAUGCGUCCAGGCUGCCGCCAAAGUCCACAACAUCCCCAUCGAGUUUGAGCAUUUCGACUUCGCCAGCUGUGACUACUACGCCCGUCACGGCACCAUGCUCCCGUCAGACUGGAAAGACAUUCUCACCCCCUUCGACGCCCUCUACUUUGGCGCCGUCGGUAUGCCAGACCAAGUGCCCGACGACGUCUCCCUCUGGGGCAGCCUCCUCAAGUUCCGCCGCGAGUUCGACCAGUACGUCAACCUGCGGCCCUGCCGCCUUCUCCCAGGCGUCAAGUGUCCCCUGGCCGGUCGCAAGCCCGGCGACAUUGACUUCUGGAUCGUGCGUGAGAACACAGAGGGCGAGUACAGCAGCGUCGGCGGAAAGAUGUUCGAGGGCACCGACAGGGAGGUUGUCGUGCAGGAGACGAUCAUGACGCGCGUGGGUGUGGACCGCGUGCUGAAGUACGCUUUUGAGCUGGCGCAGUCCAGGCCGCGGCACAGGCUCACCAGCGCUACCAAGAGCAAUGGCAUCAGUAUCACCAUGCCGUGGUGGGAUUCCAGGGUGGCCGAGAUGGCGUCCAAUUAUCCCGAUGUCAAGGUGGAUAAGUACCAUAUCGACAUCCUGAGCGCGCACUUUGUCCAGCGGCCGCAGAUCUUCGAUGUCGUGGUCGGGAGUAAUCUGUUUGGGGACAUCCUCUCGGAUCUGGGCCCUGCGUGUGCUGGCACCAUCGCCAUCGCCCCUUCAGGCAACAUCAACCCCGACAAGAAGUUUCCAAGCCUCUUUGAGCCGGUGCACGGCUCUGCUCCUGACAUCUAUGGCCAGGGCAUUGCGAAUCCCGUCGGCAUGAUCUGGGCUGGCUCCAUGAUGCUCGGGCACUUGGGACACCAAGAUGCAGGAGAUUUGGUCCUCAAGGCCAUCGAGGCGGUGCUCGCUCGCUCAGAAACGGGAGUUCUUACAGCAGAUAUGGGCGGAAAUGGCACCACGCAAAAUCUGGGCGAAGCUAUAGAGAGGGAAAUAUUAGGUAGCGGAAAGUCGUAG
Molecule: messenger RNA, 1095 nt
Organism: Cryphonectria parasitica EP155
Lineage: Eukaryota; Fungi; Ascomycota; Sordariomycetes; Diaporthales; Cryphonectriaceae
Product: tartrate dehydrogenase
Exons: 1
Coding region: 1-1095 (364 amino acids)
Molecular function (GO): NAD binding; oxidoreductase activity, acting on the CH-OH group of donors, NAD or NADP as acceptor; magnesium ion binding
Source: RefSeq, a predicted model, not a curated record